Branchiostoma floridae (Florida lancelet) is the source of this 1364-nucleotide messenger RNA. Its product is annotated as proprotein convertase subtilisin/kexin type 6-like. The coding region runs from base 72 to 1274 and encodes 400 amino acids. The record is from RefSeq and is a predicted model, not a curated record. The transcript is spliced from 8 exons. Gene Ontology annotation, molecular function: serine-type endopeptidase activity; calcium ion binding. Lineage: Eukaryota; Metazoa; Chordata; Leptocardii; Amphioxiformes; Branchiostomatidae. Gene Ontology annotation, biological process: protein processing. Gene Ontology annotation, cellular component: trans-Golgi network; Golgi membrane.
UAUCCCAGGUCGUUCCCUACAGAUCAUCAGGCUGCCAUGCAUCCUUCUCCGGAUCGUCUUCAUCUGCGGCCAUGGCUGCUGGUGUCUUCGCAUUGCUGCUUAGUGCCAAUGACCGACUGUCAGUACGAGAUGUCCAACAUCUGGUCACCAGAACCUCCAGGAACUCUGGGAUCUGUGGGCAGACCUGGAAGGAAAACUCGGCUGGAUUCAGAGUGAGUGACUACUGUGGAUUUGGUCUUCUCGACGCUGGAGAACUGACAGCGGUGGCUACUAACUGGAGCUGUGUACCAGAACAAGUCAGCUGCAUUGUACGGAGUGAUGGUACAAGAACAAGCAUUCCACAGAGAGGCGAAGUCCACACAAGCAUCACUGUCCAGGACAGCUGUGUGGUCAACUACUUGGAGCACGUCUUCCUGACCGUCAGAAUCACCUUCCCCCACCGCGGCCACCUGCGGAUCAGACUGACCUCCCCGGGAGGUACCAUCUCCGACAUCGUUCCUGGAAGAGCCACGGACAUGGAACCAGACCUGGAGUGGACGUUCAUGACACUGCACCACUGGGGGGAGAGUGCUGUAGGACCCUGGCGACUCUCCGUACAGAACACACAUCCUCAUCUCAGUAGUACAGGAGACCUAGAGACCUGGUCUCUUCGUUUGUUAGGAACUGAGACAGACCCUUCAAGGUCUGGCACUGGGAUAUGCAACACUCAAAGCUUGGAUUCAGAUAACAUCGAAUGCACAACGAACCCCUGUCAGAAUGGAGGAAUCUGUACAGAGUCGAUCCCAACAGGCUACAAAUGCCAUUGCAGGAGUGGCUACACCGGAGACAACUGUGCAAUAGGUUGCCAUAUUCAAUACCCGAACUUCCCAGCGGACAACUUUGCUAUCUACGACAACCGUUGCCAUUGGCUAUCAACGGACACGAAAGGAAUCAGAUACCCGGCGGCCAAAGAAUUCUGCGAGUCUCGUGCAGGAAGGUUGAUAACGGUUAAGACAUCUGCCAAGCAAAACUGGCUCACGGACUUCAUCAACAAGAACGGAGAUUCGAAGGUUCAAUUAUAUUGGAUUGGCCUGGAUGAUCGUCAAAGGGAGAAUCAUUUUAUGUGGAGUGAUGGCACAACUUUCAACGGCAACCAACAGCCACGGAAUAAUAGAAAUAGGAGGGAUUGUGUUCACGUGAAUGUAGAUGGUAGUUUCGAUUGGGCCGUGGUUCCCUGCAAAAGGUUUAGAAAUUUUGUCUGUGAAAUGGUAACUGAGGUACAGACAAGAGAAUGAAGCAAAUUGGGCAAAAGGGUAAAUGGUCCGAUACCGAAUGGAUUGUGGUCCGUUGUUGUGUAGAAUGCAGAAUUAUUACCAGUCAUGUCA